AUGGACCGCACCAGCAAUGCGCUCAUGGAGCGCGUCUCGUACGUUCACUCGAUCGACAAGGACACGAAGAACGCUGCCGACUACGACGACAUGAAGACGCCCGGUGAGAUGGAGGGUGGUGCGCUCCGUGAAGGCGAUGCCCCGGUGUACACGUCGCCCGAGAUCCUCGCUAUUCUCUACCAGUACGCGAUGAUCGGCAUCGUCUACGGCGGUGUCCCCGCCAUGAAGUUUCCCAUCCUCGCGUCCUACUUCCAGCUCGAAACCAACGUCUUGAGCUCCGCGUCCGCGCUCAUGACGCUCGGUUGGACCAUCAAGGUCUUCUUUGGCAUGUUCAACGACUGCUUCCCGAUCUUUGGCUACUCGCGCAAGCCGUACAUGUUUAUCGGCUGGACGCUGUGUGCUGCGAUUCUCGUCUACAUUGCGUGCAAGCCGGCGGGCGACCCGGGCUCGAGCUCGGAUGGCUCGCAGCUUGCGCUUCUCUGUACGAUUGUGGGCUUUUGCUACGUCAUGGCCGACGUCGCGCAGGACGGUUUGAUGCUCUCGUACGCGCAGCGCGAGCCGAUCGCGAUCCGCGGCCGCUUGCAGUCAAUGAUUUACGCGACGCGGUCCGUCUUUAUGGCCAUCAUCUAUCUCAUUUGCGGUCUCUGCCUCAACUCGAAGGAGUUUUCUGGUGAUUUUGACUGGGACAUUGGUAUCAACGGGUACUUCUGGAUCUUGGCCGUCCCGUCGAUCAUCAACGUGCCGGUGGUUUGGUUCUUUGUCAAGGACGCCAAGCGUGAGCGCGUUCCCGUGGGCAUUUACUUUUCCAACUUUUGGGAGCUUGUCCAGCACCGCGCCGUGUGGCAAGUGCUCUGCUUCAACUUUCUCUUUUCGCUUUUCACGGGCAACAUCACGUCGACGGCGACGUACUACGUGUCGCUCAACUGGGCCGGCGUCGAGAACCUCAACAACCAAAUCAUGGGCGUCGUCGGUCAAGCCGUGUUUGCGGUGGUCUUGAUUCUCACGGGCACGUAUGGUACGCACUGGAACUGGCGCUACGUGCUCGUCAUUACGAUCUUGUGCGCGAACGCGAUCGACUCGGUCUGCCAGUUUUGCACCGUCUACGAUGUGGUGCGCAACCAGUGGUUCUACCUUGGUGUCCCGAUCAUGGAGAACAUCCCGUCCGGUAUCAACUUUGUCAUUGGUACGUACGUCAUUGUCGAGCUCGCCGAAGUCGGCAACGAAGGCGUCAUGUACGGGCUUUUGACCACGGUGUCGAACCUCCCGGGCACCUUUGGCACGAUGAUUACCAACAUCAUUGACGGCUCGCUCGACUACAACAAGAAGCUCAUCAAGGCCGACUCGGACGAGACGCGCAACCAAGUCGCGUACUCGUACAUUAUCUCGUACUCCUUCGCGGUCAUUGGUUGCUGCUGGGUCGUGUUGCUUCCGCCGCAGAAGGCGGCUGUCGCCGAGCUCAAGAAGAACGGCGGCCGCCAGCCCCUCAUUGCCGGCAUCAUUUUCUACGCGCUUUUUGUGAUUCUGUGCUGCUCGAUCACGGGGACGCUCAUGUCCAUGUACGACGAGACGAGCUGUGCGCGCCUUGCCGGUGGUACGGGUUGCCCGCCCGAAAACUCCAAGAACUACCUCCUCGGCAUCUUUGUGCCGAGCGGCGUCGCGCUCCUUGCGAUUCUCUACAAGGUCUUUCUCCGCAAGUAG
Saprolegnia diclina VS20 is the source of this 1698-nucleotide messenger RNA. RefSeq lists its product as hypothetical. Lineage: Eukaryota; Oomycota; Saprolegniomycetes; Saprolegniales; Saprolegniaceae. Bases 1 to 1698 code for a protein of 565 amino acids. The record is from RefSeq and is a predicted model, not a curated record. The transcript has a single exon.